AACAGCUUCCACCUUGUAUUGACUGGAUGUGGAUCUUUUAGACCGAUGCCGAGCUGAUAUAAAUCUCUUUUGAUCUUGGAUUAUGUAGGCAGCACCUACUUUGGGUUAUCCAGAGAACUAUUUUGCUAUCGAUUUUCACGACUUGAAUCGAUACUCGUACAAUGGCUAACGUCCCCCAGACCUACAAAGCAGUUCAAUGUCCUACACCUGGCUCUCCUUGGGAAGUCGUAACUCGUUCUAUCCGCGAACCCGGUCCCAACGAAAUUCUGAUUCGUGUACACGCCUCUGGCAUCUGUAACUCUGAUCAUUUUGUCAAAGACGGCUCAUGGCCUGGCCUUCAAUACCCCAGGGUCCCAGGACAUGAAGUUGUCGGACGGAUCGCAGGAAUCGGGUCAGAUAUCAAGGCCAAGGAUGGUGAAUCCGGGCGAUUCAAGCUCAAUGGCUUGGUAGGCGUUGGCUGGAACGGCGGGUUCUGUAAUCGCUGCGACAACUGCCGCCAGGGCGAGUUCUGGACGUGUAAGCAUGCUGCCUACACCGGAUUCAGCCAUGAUGGUGGACACGCCGAGUACGUGUAUGCCCCGGAAACAUCCGUAAUCACCCUUCUCGAGGAAACCCUUCAGAAUUUCUCAUACGCUGAACUGGCGCCUCUCUUCUGCGCCGGAGCGACAGUAUUCGACGCUAUCCGAACCACUAAAUGGUGCCACGGCGACAUUUGCAUUGUUCAAGGAAUUGGUGGACUGGGACAUCUUGCUGUACAAUAUGCGGCUAAAAUGGGACUAAAGGUCUACGCUGUCUCAUCGGGAUCCUCCAAGCGUGACCUUGCUCUAUCUAUUGGUGCUCACGAGUACAUCGACUCCAGCAGCACGAAUGUUGUUGAGAAAAUCCAAGCUCUCGGCGGCGCCAAAGUGAUCAUCUGUACGGCUCCAUACGCCGAACAAAUCAACGCCAUCAUCCCUGCCAUUGCUGUUAACGGCACAGUUACCCUCGUCUCUGCCGCAACGGAUACCGAAAUCAAGGUGUGGAACUUGGUGCUCAAUAUGAAUCGUGCCACGAUUCGAGGUUGGUCGUGCGGGGCUGCACCGGAUAUGGAGAAGUGCGUUACCUUUUCGACGAUCACGAACGUCAAGCCUAUCGUGACGGAGCACAAGUUGGAGGAGUUUAGUGAGGCGUACGAGGGCGUGAUGAAGAAUACGGCGAGGUUCAGGAAUGUCGUCGUCUUCCCUUAGAAAUGUGAUGUAAAGGGCUUUCAUGAAUACAAUUGUGUACAUGACCACUGUCAAAGCUGCCAGUAUUUCGGGCAUUCUAUCC
Messenger RNA from Desarmillaria tabescens, 1308 nucleotides. RefSeq names its product GroES-like protein. Gene Ontology annotation, molecular function: zinc ion binding; alcohol dehydrogenase (NAD+) activity. The transcript has 5 exons. NCBI's taxonomy places the organism in Eukaryota, Fungi, Basidiomycota, Agaricomycetes, Agaricales, Physalacriaceae. The coding region runs from base 162 to 1226 and encodes 354 amino acids. The record is from RefSeq and is a predicted model, not a curated record. Gene Ontology annotation, cellular component: cytoplasm.